This is a messenger RNA of Spirodela intermedia, 276 nucleotides long. The record is from the annotation of a GenBank genome assembly. Lineage: Eukaryota; Viridiplantae; Streptophyta; Magnoliopsida; Alismatales; Araceae.
AUGGACAGCACCUGCGGGGACUCUCUCCCCUCCUCCGGGGCGAGAGUCCGAGUUUUUCUUCGGCUGGGCUCGGAAUCUCACUCUGUUCACUCGGGAGCGGGGGGGCUUCUCUCGCAGCAGCUGGCCGAGGUGAAGGAAGAGAGCAUGAAGAUACUGAAGAGCUUCAUCGCCAGCCACAACGUCCCGGACCAGGUUCCUGAUGAACUGGCCGACGGCGCUGCUGAGGACGAAGGCCGAGGAACUGACGAUAACCCUCCAAAGAAAUCGAAGAAAUGA